GAAGGAAGAAGAAAUUAGAGAAAAAAAAAAAAAAAAAAAAGCUUCAGAGAGAGAGGUUCGAAGGGAAAAUCACAGCGAGAGAGAGAGAGAGAGAGAGAGAGAGAGAGAGAGAGAGAUAGAGCCGAAACCCAGAAGGGAAAGUAGAUGACAAACAGAGAAACAGAGAGAAAAAAGAAAGUUCAGAGACGCAGAGGAUGGGAAUUCAGAAGGGGUAGAGAAUAAGAUUAAGAAGAACAAGAAGACGAUCUAGGAUUCCUUCUUUUUGUUUUCUCGUUCAACAAUUUUGUUGUCUCUUGGGAAAAAUUAUAUAUAUAUAUAUAUAUAUAUAUAAUUUUUUGGUUUUUUUUUUUUCUGUUUUUGUUUGAUUCUCUGACUCAGAAUUGUCCCAUUGGUAGAUUUGAGAAGGAUUCGCUUUCCGAUUUGUCCGUUACAGUCAUAGAUCUUGAGAUAUGGAGACGGAGGAGAGGAAUCAAAGAGCGUGCAAGGCUUCGGAACCCGAAUUUUUCUUACAGUGGGGAAACAAAAAGAGGCUCAGAUGCGUAAGAGUUAAAGGCUCAGAUGUUGCAGAAAGAUUCGGUGGUGGUGGGAUUAGGAGGAAAAUCUCAUCGUCUCGGAUUGAUCGGUGUUUGGUCACUGCUUCCGACAAGGAAAUCUCUCACCAUCUUCAACCCAAUCGCCUCACCAGGAAUUCUGAGGGGGCUACACUCCGGUCUGGUUCAGUCGACAACCACCGGAAAUCAUCCUCGUCGCCGGAGAAGGAGGACAGGUUCUAUACCACCAGAGGCUCAGUGGGUUUGGAAGAGAAUGGAAAUGGGAAGGUUUCAGGGGAUGGACAUAAUAAUAAUAGAGAGGAUAGAGGGCUGGUGUGGCCUAAGCUUUAUAUCACUUUGUCAAGCAAAGAGAAAGAGGAAGAUUUCAUGGCCAUGAAAGGUUGUAAGCUUCCUCAAAGGCCUAAGAAAAGGGCCAAGACCGUCCAAAGGAGCUUACUUCUGGUGAGUCCAGGCGCGUGGCUGACUGAUAUGUGUCAAGAAAGAUAUGAAGUCAGAGAAAAGAAAAGUUCUAAGAAAAGGCCAAGAGGACUGAAGGCUAUGGGUAGUAUGGAAAGCGAAUCAGAAUGAUAGAUCCAAACGAUGCGUUAAAUGGAGGGGGCAUAUUGCUGAAGCAAGUCCCUGUUUUUUUGUUUUAUUUGAAUUCUUUUGGAGAGAGUUGUUGUUAAUUAUAGCAUAUUUAUAGGUAUGGCUUUUCACUUUUAGGCAGUAUCUUUUGUGUACAUAAACUCUAAAUUCAAUUUCUAAUGGAAAUUCAAUUUUAUGCAGA
Ziziphus jujuba (common jujube) is the source of this 1317-nucleotide messenger RNA. RefSeq lists its product as uncharacterized. The record is from RefSeq and is a predicted model, not a curated record. The transcript is spliced from 6 exons. Lineage: Eukaryota; Viridiplantae; Streptophyta; Magnoliopsida; Rosales; Rhamnaceae. Bases 450 to 1118 code for a protein of 222 amino acids.